CAUUGUUUGUUCUCUCCAGUGCAUCGUUUUCAUCCAGGACGAUAUCAUAUCUUAUUUCGAAGUCUUUUGGUGGUGGUGGUGGUAGUGGUGGUUCAGUGAUACAAAACACCAACAACAAAAAUACCAACAAGAUCCAAUGCACAGAUAACGCACGGAUACACCUCGCAUUGACUGUUUGCUGACCCAACACCUGGUCUGUGCCGGUCAAGAUGCGUCUACACGAGAUGCCUCCCUCCCUUACCAUCCUUCUUGCGGCUCUCCUCGCGCGAAACGUUGCCGCAUCCAUCCUCCCCGAUCUUCUACGCAGCUUCGACGACCUCCAAGAUGUUCGCAAAAGAUGCUCGAAUCCUUGUGGCUACUACGACCAACUGUGCUGCGAUUCAGAUGAAGUCUGCUACACAGAUUCCAACAACCAAGCACAAUGCGGAGCUUCUACCACGACGACAGUCGGUGCAGCUGCCACAGGGGCAUGGCAGUACUAUACAACCACCUACGUUCAAACCGACCUGAAGACCGUCACCGAGACGUUCAGCUCAUACGUGGCUACCACCACUGCUGGCAGCACAUCGAGUUGUUCUUACUCGCUUGGCGAGACUUCAUGUGGUAAUACGUGUUGUUCAUCAGGCCAAUACUGCGAAUCCUCGGGAAGCUGUGUUGAUGUAGGUGGAGACAGUUCUGCAAAUUCGUAUUAUACCAGUCUCUACACAGUCACCACCGUUAUCACCAACACGGCCACUGCUACCAACACGGCUAGCGCAGCACUUCGGCCUACGAGCGAUUCUCUCGUUACAAUCACUUCUACUGGAACUGUGACGGCAUCCGGAAGCGGGACCACGACCGCCGCAACCGGGACUACGACCACGACGCAAGGAUUCGUCACACCUGUCAGCUCGAGCGGGAGCAUAAUAUAUGGUUCGUCAACCAGUUCUGGCGGCGGGUUGAGUGGCGGUGCCAUCGCCGGCAUUGUCAUUGGUGUUAUUAUUGGUAUCAUCAUCCUGCUGCUGUUAUGCGCUUGUUGGUGCGCCAAGGGGUUGAUUGAUGGCUUGCUGAGCAUAUUCGGUUUGGGCUCUCGAAAGCGACGAACUAGAGAAGAAGAGGUCAUCUACGAAAGACAUUCACACAGGGACCGACAAGGAGGAAGAACUUGGUUUGGUCAGCAAAGACCCUCGCGAACCGAAGUUGUGGAAGAAAAGAGGACCAGUGGCAUCGGUGGUAUUCCCACUGCCGGCUGGCUUGCGGCUGGAGUAGGCUCGCUAGCCCUCUGGCUCGGAUUGAAGAGACGGAAUCGCAGGGACGACAAGAGCGAUGUGAGCUACGACAGCGCUUAUUACACGGAUUACAUGUAUUCCAGCGCAGAGAGUUCCUCAGACCGACGCACAAGACGAACAGGUAGAUCUGCCUCCAGAUCCAGGUCUAGGCGGUAGCCACGGCCACACUUC
Exophiala viscosa is the source of this 1439-nucleotide messenger RNA. RefSeq lists its product as uncharacterized. Bases 210 to 1424 code for a protein of 404 amino acids. The transcript is spliced from 2 exons. Lineage: Eukaryota; Fungi; Ascomycota; Eurotiomycetes; Chaetothyriales; Herpotrichiellaceae. The record is from RefSeq and is a predicted model, not a curated record.